AUGUCGUCUACUGCCAGCAUUGGCACAGCCACCCCACCAGCUGACCCUGUGAAAGGACCAGUACCAUGCAUAACAGCGGAGGAAGUAUGGCUUGCUAUAGCAAGGACAAAGAACUGCAAGGCUUCUGGUCCAGAUGACAUACCAAACGAAUUCUGGAAAGAAUGCGGAUGGCUCGGUGCCUCAUGGCUUGCAGGCCUCUUCAAU
Messenger RNA from Strongylus vulgaris, 204 nucleotides. NCBI's taxonomy places the organism in Eukaryota, Metazoa, Nematoda, Chromadorea, Rhabditida, Strongylidae. The record is from the annotation of a GenBank genome assembly.